Messenger RNA from Daucus carota subsp. sativus, 2335 nucleotides. RefSeq names its product probable LRR receptor-like serine/threonine-protein kinase RKF3. The coding region runs from base 288 to 2189 and encodes 633 amino acids. Gene Ontology annotation, molecular function: ATP binding; protein kinase activity. The record is from RefSeq and is a predicted model, not a curated record. NCBI's taxonomy places the organism in Eukaryota, Viridiplantae, Streptophyta, Magnoliopsida, Apiales, Apiaceae. The transcript has a single exon. Gene Ontology annotation, biological process: protein phosphorylation.
CCAAGAACUCGACAGCUCCAUUUAUCUUCAACAAAUAAAGAAAUUAAACACCGUCCAACUCAACAAACAUUAAUCCAACAACUUUCAUCACUUCCAGGAAGCUGAAAGUAAGCAGUUUGUCUCAAUUUUUCUUAUGCUCUAAUCUAGUCAGACGCGCUAUAUAAAAUAGCAGAGUUUUAUUCACUAACAUCCGUUUGAACAAUUCAUGUUCCGACCAAUCAAACAAGCACUUAUUGAGAUUAUCCGUCCUCUUUGCAAGUGAUGAAACAAGCACUAAUACAACAACAAUGCCAUUUUCUCAACUGCUCAUCAUCAUUAUUGUUACAAUAGCUGGGAUUUGUUCUUUAUCCUCGUCGCAGCAGCAACCAAACACAGUGGAAUGUCCACUAGACUUCAAUGUACUCCGGAAACUAGCCCAAGGUUCUAGACCUUCAAACAACUCAGGCUCCGACCCUUGUCGGUUAAUUCUACAAGGCCUACAUCUAGUUCAAUCUGAGUACCUCCAACGCACAAACUCAUUCCUUCCACCAUCGUCGUCUUCUGAGUCCUGCUGGAACGAUUACCAAAAUCUAUUCGACCAGUCCUCCAACAGCUUGAAUAUUCAAAAAGACUGUGGCUUCGAAACAGAGUGGAUUUCUCAAGGCUGUGAAAACAUAACAACAAGAUCAGACUAUGAAAACAGAAACCUGAACUCUACUCUGAAAAAUGUUUUACAGGCUUGUGAUCAGCCGUUGCAGAUUAAUGGCGCGGCUUGUGCAACGUGUACUACAAGUAUUUCUACCUUGUUACCAGCUGAUGUGAGCAAGAAGGAGAGAGUAGGGGGGAAUGUUACAGAUUGUACUGCAUAUAGGUUCAUUUAUGCUGCUGCUUUCGCUAAUUCUUAUGGUCCUACUAAUAGAGGCACUGCUGGAUGUAUGUUUGCUCUUACUUUCAAUAGUUCUAAAUCAAAAAAGAAACAUGAAAGGAUUACUUUUAUUUCUUUGUUUUCGACGAUUGGCCUUUUGAUUUUGGUGGUUGUGGGAUUUGGUUGGUUUUGUUGGGUUAGGAGGAGAAAGAAGCAGCUGCAAAAGAGAGUUAGACAGGAGGAGAUUACUACAAAAUGGAGUCAUAUGAAUUCCUCUGCUCUUGAUUCAAUUACUAGUAGUACUAAUUUGAUCAAGUUUUCGUUUGAUGAAAUUCAGGAGGCAACCAAGAAUUUCUCAAGGUCGAAUAUAAUUGGGAGGGGAGGCUAUGGUAAUGUGUACAAAGGUGUUUUACCUGAUGGGACUGAAGUCGCGUUAAAGAGAUUCAAGAAUUGUUCUGAUGAUGGAGAUGCCAGCUUUGCUCAUGAAGUUGAGGUGAUUGCAAGCGUCCGCCAUGUGAAUUUAGUGGCACUAAGAGGGUAUUGUACAGCCACCACAAAUUUUGAAGGGCAUCAGAGGAUUAUUGUGUGUGAUUUGAUGAAGAAUGGGAGCUUGCAUGACCAUCUGUUUGAUUCGGAUGAAAAGAAGUUGAGUUGGCCUAUUCGACAAAAGAUUGCAGUUGGAACAGCCAGAGGACUGGCUUAUUUGCAUUAUGGAGCACAACCUACUAUAAUUCACAGGGAUAUUAAAGGUAGUAACAUCCUAUUGGAUGAUGACUUUGAGCCUAAAGUUGCAGAUUUUGGCCUAGCAAAGUUUGCACCCGAGGGAGUCACACACGUGAGCACUCGGGUUGCAGGAACAAUGGGCUAUGUUGCCCCAGAGUAUGCUUUGUAUGGGCAGCUGACUGAGAGAAGUGAUGUUUAUAGCUUUGGCAUUGUUCUUCUUGAGCUUAUAAGUGGGAAAAAAGCACUUCUUGAGGCCGAGGAGGACCAUCACACGCUUGUGGCAGAUUGGGCAUGGUCAUUGGUCAGGACAGGGAGACCGCUGGACGUGGUUGAGGAAGGUAUUCCAGAGUUAGGCCCUCCGGAUAUUCUUGAGAAGUAUGUGUUGUUAGCUGUGCUUUGUUCUCAUCCUCAGCUGUAUGCCAGGCCUACUAUGGACCAGGUUGUGAAGAUCCUGGAAUUGCAUUUGCCGGUUCCAGUGAUUCCAGAGAGGUCCAUUCCUAUUACUGCUGAUAUUGAUGAUAUAGAAAGAUCCAUUGGCAGCAUCAGCGCAGCUCAGUUGUCCACGUAUUCCGGUUAUCAGCCAUACAUUGAUAAUUCUGUGCCUUCCACCCCAAAGUUGUAGGGGCUGAUAGAAUGCAGGUUAGUGUUUUAAUUUUGAAAUGUAAGUAAGGGAAGUGCUGUUUCCUUGGACUUGUGCAAGAAGAAUCUUUAUAAGCCUCUUCGAGCUUUUUUGAUUCGAGUGGAAAUGUUACAAAUAAUUAGAAAUCA